This is a messenger RNA of Melanotaenia boesemani (Boeseman's rainbowfish), 2968 nucleotides long. RefSeq names its product lysophosphatidylcholine acyltransferase 1 (gene lpcat1). The record is from RefSeq and is a predicted model, not a curated record. Lineage: Eukaryota; Metazoa; Chordata; Actinopteri; Atheriniformes; Melanotaeniidae. The transcript has 14 exons. Bases 116 to 1609 code for a protein of 497 amino acids.
UCUUCGCCACCACCGGUGGAGAAAGGUUUUCUCAGCGUGACAGAAUUCACUAGCGAUAGUGGAUAGAAGUUUUUAUUUUUUUUUUUUUAGAUAUUUAAAGGUCUGGUUGUUAGUAAUGAAGACGUCAAACAGUCACUGCUCAGAAGCGGGUAGAAACCCCUUCGUCCACGAGCUCAAAUUCACUACGACAGAGAAGAUAAAGAUAGGACUGAUGUCCGUUACGGUGUUUCCAGUGCGGCUGCUGCUCGUCUCCUUCCUGAUGUUGCUGGCAUGGCCCUUCGCCUUCGCAGCAUCCCUGAGACGCUCCGAGUUUGUUGUUGAGCCACAGUCAUGGUGGAGGAGAUUGAUAGAUCUCUGUCUGCGGCUGAUCAUGCGAGCCAUGUGGUUUUGUGGCGGUUUUCAUUGGAUCAAGGUGAAGGGGGAGCGUGCUGCUUCCUCUGAAGUCCCGAUCCUAACUGUGGCGCCACAUUCUUCUUUCUUCGAUGCCAUCCCAGUCACCACGACCAUGUGCUCCAUCGUCGCCAAACUGGAGAGCAGGAGCAUCCCAGUCUGGGGCACUUUGAUCAGCUACAUCAGGCCAGUGUUUGUGUUUCGUUCAGACCCGGACUCUAGAAGGAAAACCGUGGAGGAGAUAAAGCGGAGGGCCCAGUCGGGGGGGAAGUGGCCUCAGAUCAUGAUAUUCCCUGAGGGGACGUGCACCAACAGGUCCGGUCUCAUCUUAUUCAAAGCUGGUGCCUUCAUCCCAGGACUCCCAGUGCAGCCAGUGGUACUACGGUACUCAAACAAACUGGACACUGUUACAUGGACGUGGCAUGGUCCUGGAGCGUUUAAGAUUAUUUGGCUCACUCUGUGCCAACCUCAUAACUCUAUAGAAAUUGAGUAUUUACCAGUAUACACGCCAUCCGAGAAGGAAAAAGAAAACCCCACUCUGUUUGCCAAUAAUGUCAGAAAGAUAAUGGCAAAAGCGCUGGAGCUGCCACUCACAGACCUGUCCUUCGAUGACCGAGACAUCAUCCUGUCUCAGGGUCCGCUGCGUAUCCGUGACAGCAGCAGCCUACUGCAGCUCAACCAGCUGCUGUCUCGUUUGGGGCUGAAAACAGGAAGCACAGAGCAGCUGCUUGAGGAUCAGGCCAGGAGAGCCAGGAAGCUGCAGGGAGACAGACUGGGUUUGGAGGACUUUGCCCAGUUCCUCGAUUUACCAGUUACAGACACACUGAAUCAAAUCCACAGUCUCUUUGAUCAGCAGGGUGACGGACGGAUAGACGUCAGACGCUUCGUCGUCGCUCUGUCCACCACACGUCGACCUUCUAAAUCCAUGGAAACUCUAAAGCUGGCCUUCAAGAUGUAUGAAAACGAGGAAAGCGGAGAAAUCCUGGAGGAGGAGCUCGUCGUCGUCUUGGAAAUAAUGUUGGGAGUGAAGAAAGUGGAGCUCUCAGGUCUGCUUGAAGGAUCUCAAACAGGGACGAUCUCUUAUAACAAGCUUCAGCAUCUCAUACAGCAGCAUCCACACUUCGCCCCGGAAGGCCUUCAUUUUACAGAUCAUCCACACAAAUCCUGCAUCAGUCGACCCAAGAGCUGCAACGGCCACAGCCAUGACAAAGAUAACUAAAAGUCAGACUGUUUAUCUUAUCUGCCUGCCUGCCACCUCGGUGCCUUUAAGUGCAGGUAAACACAGAGCAAAGCUGUUAGAGGGGAUUAAAAACCUCUGCUCCAUCUUGCCAUCAGUUCUCUUCUUUUUUUCUUUUAAAUUGCUUUAUUUUAAUUCCUAUUUUGUUAUAAAAAGAACAUUUUUUAUGCCCUGCAAACAUGUAAUUUAUCUUAACCUUCUUAUGUUUGAAGUUGAGUUUAUUGUUGCAGAUGAGUUACAUUUAUUAAAGGUUGUCUCAGGCAAAUCUAAGCACAUUUCCAGUUUUUGUAAGUUCAUUUUUAAACUAAAAACCACUAAGAAUACAGUAAUUUAAUGAGCCUGAAGCUGACUGAUGUUGAUUGAUGAUUGGGCUCAUAUUUAUCAGAUGUCUCAGAAUCUGCAGAACUGUGCUGAAUGUUAGCAAAAGAGGCAAAUUUCAGAAAAAAGAGGAAACACAGAGUAUAAACCAGCUUUUUCUCAAAUAUUCAUAACACGAAACACUGCUUUCCUGAUAGUAGUGAAAUCGUAGUAAAGGCUUCAUCCUUUAUGAAUACAUCUAUUAAUGUGAACAUGGUAUCCCAAAAUUAGUAAUAAUCUAAAGCCUCAUGAAAUUCAUCAGGUUGUUAUGUGUCGCAAGUCUUUGCCAGGUUGGGACUUCUGCAGCAUUCCUAGAUGUUCUCCUCGACAGGAAUCAUCUCCCAAAUAAAAACAGCUGAUGAAGAGUUUUCACUCAUGUUUUGUAGUCUGAUGACAGACUAUCUUUAUAAAGGCCUUAUAAAGGCAGCAAGUAUAACUUCAUAUCUUCAGUGGUGUCAGAAUAACAUUGUUCUUUGUUUUUUUUUAUUUUUAUUUGUUUUAUUUGUAUUUUUUAAGGUUAUUUCUGUGUUUUUUUUUUUUUUUUUUUAAUAUUUACUUUGGGAACUUUUUGGCCUUUCUGGAUUACAGAACUUCUUACCUUCACUUUCAUUUUCCUGCUGGUUAAAUUGUUGAUAUCAGAUGUUUUUGCUGGACUGACAUGUUUUUUAACUGCAGUGUUUCUGUCACAUUUCACUGUCAUUAAUAAGAGUCAUGAACCGAGAGAUCAAAGCUGUUUUCUUUAUUGUACAAUUAAAAUACUUUUGUCUUUUCUGUUCUGUUUUUAUCCACUAGGUGGAGCUUUGAUUUCAUACAUUUCCCUCCACAUGCUUUAACUUUUCUGAAGUGGCCUUACUGUAAGACUCAUAUCAGAAACUGUUUUUUUUAUUUUUUAUUUUUUUUUAUAAUGCUACUGGUGGAUUUUGGUGUUAUUUGUGUUUCAACCCUUUUUUAAAAUUGUCACUAAGAUUAAAUUCUUUGCAAUUU